Bemisia tabaci is the source of this 2683-nucleotide messenger RNA. RefSeq names its product hemocyte protein-glutamine gamma-glutamyltransferase. Gene Ontology annotation, biological process: peptide cross-linking. Lineage: Eukaryota; Metazoa; Arthropoda; Insecta; Hemiptera; Aleyrodidae. The record is from RefSeq and is a predicted model, not a curated record. Gene Ontology annotation, molecular function: protein-glutamine gamma-glutamyltransferase activity.
AAUGAGACGGACGCAAGGUGCAAGGUCUCCGAUCUGGAUUUGGGUAUCCCCGUAGGUCACACCGGCAUCGUGUUCCCGGCGAGGAAGGGGCUCCCUCGAAAAGUCAUCCGUCUCGACGCCCGGCCGCUCAUUUACCUACCGGCAUUUAUUGCCUCGCCAGACGCGGAUAAGGAACUGUGUUUAUGUGACUUUCGAUGUGAAUUGGUGUGUGGGUGUUGUGAUUUUGCACACCGGAGCUCUGCGUCGGAUCCGUGUUUUUUUUUAACUUCCGCAGAAAAAUGUCGCGGCUUCCCGGCUACGCGGACUCAGAAGAUGGAGCCAUCGUGUUCUCGGAUCAGGAUGGACCAUCAUACAACGCUGUGCCUGACGAACGGUUCGGCAAAAGUGGUGUCGAGUCUCGGUCUACAUUCGUCCGAGAUUAUUUUUGGUCAAAACCCUUAAAAGUUGUUCUCGCCGACUUUUAUCCACCCGAAAAUGCCAAUGACCAUUUUACAAGCGAUUACGACAUCACCUCAAGUUCUUCUCAAGCCACCCCGGUCUUGCGAAGAGGUUUCCCAUUUUACUUGUGCGCACAGUUUGAUCGACCCGUCGAUUUUACCAGAGACAUCAUUCAUCUGAAAUUCUAUUUUGGUCGUCAACAGUCAUUCAAUAGAGGUAUGUCCUUCACCGUUAGAGUUAACGAUAACCAAUCAGAAACUCUGGAUGAAAGCCGCUGGGAUGUCCUUAUAAACAGUCUCAACGGCUCAACCAUUGUUCUUCAGGUACAAAUCCCGGUAACUUGUCCAGUAGGUGAGUGGAGCUGCGAUCUCUUCACGCAGUCCACUCGGAACACCACAGAUGUUAAAAGAGCUACUAUCAACAAUCAAUUCUUCAUCCUAUUCAACCCUUGGCACAAAGAGGAUGGAGUUUAUUUGCCAAAUGAAAAUGAAAGGAAGGAGUACAUCUUGAACGAGACUGGUAAAGUAUGGAUGGGCUCUUACCGCUUACCUCAGGGUCGUCGAUGGAUUUUCGGUCAAUUCGACGAGUCUGUCCUACAAGUGACCAGCAAUCUGAUGAAUCUAGCCAACUUGCCUGCCAAAGAUCGAGGUGACCCUGUACUUGUUGCCAGAGCGAUUUCUGCAAUUAUCAACUCAAACGAUGACGAUGGUUUGAUCGUGGGCCGAUGGGGCGACGGCCCUGAGAGCUACGCGGACGGGACAGCACCACACGCUUGGACGGGAAGCGCAGCCAUUAUCCAAGAAUAUGCUCGCACUGGAAACCCGGUCAAGUAUGGGCAAUGUUGGGUAUUUUCUGCUCUCGUUGUAACAGUUUGCAGAGCUCUUGGGAUUCCGUGCCGAUCCGUCACCAACUACAUUUCGGCUCACGACACGAACAGCUCGCUUACGAUCGACAAGUACUUCGAUGCAAGUGGGCAAGAAAUCGAGGGCCCGAACGGCGAAGCUAACGAUUCUUGCUGGAAUUUCCACGUUUGGAAUGACGUAUGGAUGUCCAGGUCAGACCUUCCCUCCGGAUACGGUGGUUGGCAAGCAAUCGACGCCACUCCUCAGGAAAAAAGCGAAAGUAUCUAUAGAUGCGGUCCUACCUCCGUCGAAGCUGUGAGAAAAGGCGAAGUUGGAUACAACUUCGACACGCCCUUCUUGUUUGCAGAGGUCAAUGCUGAUCUUUGUUAUUUCCUUGAAGAUAAUACCUCUGACUGGGGCUUCAGAACAUCAAGAAUAGACCAGUAUCACGUGGGGCGAAAAAUAGUCACAAAGAAGGUGAAUAUUGAUGAUGAUCGCGGAGAUAAUGACAUGGAAGAUAUAACUCAUCUCUAUAAAAAUCCUGAGGGCUCAAAAGAGGAGAGAAUUGCAGUCCUUACUGCCAUUCGAGGGUGCGAUCUAGCAAAGAAAUAUUAUGACUACCCUGAUCGAGCCAACGAGGAUGUGUCUUUUGAUCUUGUCGAGAUUGAAGCAGUUCCUUUUGGUGAACCUUUCACAGCUCUUAUGCGUAUUCAAAAUAAUUCAGAUGAAUCAAGGACCAUCGCAGCGCGUCUCACUGUUAAUUCGGUCGCUUACAAUGGUGCUACAGCUCAUCGAGUGAAGCACGAUGAAUUGGAUUUUGAACUCGAACCAAAUGCAUAUGAACAGAUCAGAAUAACUGUAGAGCCUGAAGAAUAUAUUCAUAAACUGACGGAUCACAGCCUGAUCAAGCUGAUUGCAGUUGCCAGUGUCAUCGAAACUAAACAAACUUGGACUGAAGAGGAUGAUUUCCCUCUCAUUAAACCAAACCUAAAUAUUGAUAUUGAAGGAUCGUUGAAAAUUGGUCAACCGUCAAGUGCAUCGUUUACCUUCCAAAAUCCCUUGAAUUAUCACCUAGAUAGUUGCUAUGUAGUUGUUGAGGGACCUGGACUUCAACGACCGAAAACUCUUGCAUUUAGGGAUGUGCAACCUUAUGAGGAGGUCACCUUCGUUGAGUAUUUUGUACCAAAGAAGACUGGGUCGCGUAAGAUAGUCGGCAACUUUUUCUCUCGGCAGUUAUCUGACGUCACAGGAUCAAGGAGUGUCACCGUCUCCGAAUAGCUUCCUUAUUUGUUUUAAUCAUUAUUUCAAUUCUUCCUAUGCAAUAUUAUGAUUAUGUUACUACUGUUCAAAGGCUGUACAGCUUCCUUUUUAUUCGUAAAUAUAUUUAUCUAUUUAUUUAUUAA